GAUAGAGAGCUAAAGAAGCCCGUGUCUGCUGCUUGCCAGCGCCCACCUAUUGAAAUGUGUGUCCCCCACUCUGUCGCCGCUGCGGAGUAGGCGGGUCAAGCAGAGCGCGGUGAUGGCGCGGACUUUAUAAAGGAAUAUUUAACCACCGGCCAGAGGCACUUAAACAUCCCGUGAAGCAUUACCGAACUGCAUUCCGCCGCAUCUACCCUCCUGUCAGUCGCCCGCUGGUGUUUCUGUAACGGGAGGCUCGCACGCGUUCCCACAUCAAGAAGCACAUUUGCGAGUUCUCUCUCUCUCUACUCCUCUUUCUUUACCCCGCACUCUCGGUCGAUGCUUUCGUUUUUUUAAAGUAAUUAUCCCUUGAAAGGCCAAAGCCUUUGCUUAACAUUGUCCCUUUGCACCAUAAUGAAAAGCGUUUUGCUUCGAACUUCCUCAGUGGGCUGGAGCGAUAGGAAGGAUUGCUGAGGCGCAGAGCAGCCCCGACUCUCGCCGAAUCGUUUCCCCUCUAUCUCUCUUUGGAUGUUGUGGAGUUUGUUGGUCUUGUCCAAGUGUGAACUAAUUCACUCCGAUCGACGUGAAAUUAGGUUUUCAAAUAUGUUGGCAGUUCUAGGGACAUAUUCGCUGAUUCAGCAACAUAUUUGAAGAUGCUGAAUUGAACUUUGUCCAAUGUUCUGAAUCGCGGUGCUCCAGUGGAUGUGAGGGAAUGCAGAUUCCCCGGUCAUCCCAGAGGAGGAGUGAGCUCGCGUGUAGGAACCCCUUCCACUACUGAUCCCAUUCCUCUACCACUCCCCCUCCCUCCACCCACCCCUCUCUCCAUCAAUCCCUCCCUCCACCCCUCCCUCCCUCCACUUCCCCCUCCCUCCACCCCUCCCUUCUUUCCUCCCUCCACCCUUACCUCCUUCCACCCCUCCCUUCCUUCCUCCCUCCACCCUACCUCCCUCCACCCCUCCCUCACUCCCUCCCUCCUUCCCUCGCUCCCUCAAUCUCUGAUGGCUCUAUGGGGCUUCCUCAGUGUCAGCCUGCACUGCUGGGUCUGGCUCUGGGCCGGGGCCCCUAUCUCGACCAGCUUGCCCCACGACCGCCCCGGAGGGCCCCUGGACUGGCUGCUGUCCGACAAGGGCCCCUUCCACCACUCCCAGGAGUACACAGACUUCGUUGAGAGGAACCGGCAGGGCUUCUCCACCCGCUACAAGAUAUACCGAGAGUUUGGGAGAUGGAAGGUGAACAACCUGGCUGUGGAGAGGAGAGACUUCCUGGAGUCGCCGUUGCCCCUGACACCAGAGUUCAUCCGUAACAUCCGUCUCCUGGGUCGGAGACCCACCACCCAACUCAUCACUGACAACCUGAUCAGGAAGUAUGGGACACACUUCCUGCUGUCGGCCACGCUGGGAGGGGAAGAGGCCUUAACGAUAUUUGUGGACAAGAGAAAGCUGAGUAAGAAGGCGGAUGUGAGCGAAUACUCUGGCUCUGGCAACUCGUCCAGCGUAACUCUGGAGGCUCUGCACCAGCUGGCUGCCUCCUACUUCAUAGACAGAGAGAGCACCCUGCGCAAGCUGCACCACAUCCAGAUAGCAUCCACAGCCAUUAAGGUAACAGAGACCCGGACAGGCCCUCUCGGAUGCAGUAACUAUGACAACCUUGAUUCUGUCAGCUCUGUUCUGGUUCAGAGUCCGGAAAACAAAGUCCACUUGCAAGGCCUGCAGGUUAUCCUGCCAGACUACCUGAGGGACAGUUUUGUCCAGGCUGCUCUAAGCUACAUUGCCUGUAAUGGGGAGGGGGGCUUCGUCUGUAAGGACAAUGACUGCUGGUGCAAGUGUGACACCAAGUUCCCAGAAUGCAACUGUCCCUACAUGGACAUCCAAGCCAUGGAGGACAGUCUACAGAGGAUCACUGAGACCUGGGGGACACUCUACAAGGAGUUUGAGGAUUCAGAUGAGUUCAAGACCUUCCUUAUGAGGCUCCCGCAGAACUUCUUCCUGAACGUGUCGACUAUCCAGCACCUUUGGUCGUUGGAUGGCGUGUUCCAGUGGCGCUACGAGCAGCUGGAGAACAGCAUGAGUGUGCUCUUCAGACGAGCCCAGAGAGUGGUGUUCAAGCUCUUCAGCCUCAGCAAGAGGUGCCAGAGGCAGCCUCACAUCCGCCUACCCAGAGAAUGGCCCCAAUCCUACUGGCUGAUACACUUCCAGUCUCUCCUCUACUGUUCUGAGAACAACCAGCUGGGUUCCUUCUCUGAGGAGCUCCACAGCUGUACCUGCAGCUACGAGCACAGCCCAUGCCAGCUGCCCCCACCAUGUGCCAUCGGAGAGGGUCCCGCCUGCGCAGCCUGUGCUCCAGACAACCACACACGAUGUGGGAGCUGCAACCCUGGCUAUGCCCUAACCCAGGGGGCCUGCAGACCCAUGGUGGCUGACUCAACAGAGAACUACCUGGGCUUUGAGACAGACCUACAGGACCUGGAGCUGAGAUACCUCCUGCAGAGGGCCGACCGUAGGCUGGAGGUCCACGCCAUCUUCAUCAGCAAUGACAUGCGUCUGAACAGCUGGUUUGACCCAUCCUGGAGGAAGAGGAUGCUGCUGACGCUGAAAAGCAACAAGUACAAGUCCAACCUGGUCCACAUGCUGCUGGGCGUGUCUCUCCAGAUCUGCCUGACCAAGAACAGCACACUGGAGCCUGUCCUCACCCUCUACAUCAACCCCUUCGGAGGCAGCCACUCUGAGAGCUGGUACAUUCCAGUCAGUGAGAACAGCUUCCCAGACUGGACGGCCACCAAACUGGAUCUACCCCUGGAGUGCUUCAACUGGACCCUGACACUGGGCAACAAGUGGAAGACCUUCUUUGAGACCAUCCACAUCUACCUGCGGAGCCGGAUAAAGAUGCAGGGCGCUGGAGGUCCGGCGGGGGCUGUGAACGACAGCCUCUACUAUGAGCCAUUAGAAAUGGUUGACCCUUCACGGAACCUGGGCUACAUGAAGAUCAACAGCAUCCAAGUAUUUGGCUACAGCAUGCACUUUGACCCGGAAGCAAUCCAUGACCUGAUCCUGCAGCUGGACUACCCAUACACCCAGGGGUCCCAGGACACGGCUCUGCUGCAGCUGCUGGAGAUCAGGGACCGGGUCAACAGACUGUCCCCCCCAGGUCAGCAGAGACUAGACCUGUUCGCAUGUCUGCUCAGACACCGGCUCAAACUGACAGCCAGUGAGGUGGUCCGCAUACACGCCUCCCUGCAGGCCUUCAGCAACCGCCUGCCAAACUCUCUGGAUUACGAGACCACCAAGCUGUGUAGUUAACAGCUACUAUGGAAUGACUGGGAGACGUUAAAGCUCAACGGCUACAAGGGGAGCUAUUGGACGGCUAAAUGCUAUACUGCUACAGUAGUUUGACUUUCAAUGGUUUGUUGAUUCUCUGGAUUACAAGACCUUAAAUGUAUGUACUUAACCGUUACAGAGACACAAUAAGGACAUGUGAAUUGUGUCUUUUGGCUUUCAGUUGGGUUGUGACUCAAUGACUUGUAAAUGGUUGAGAGAUGCUGGAAGCUGGUGCUUUUUUUGUCCACAGAAGACACACAAAAAAUCUGACACCAUAAACAAAAACAGAUCUAGAAAAUCAGAUAUGUAACUCUCUCCACAUCCACUUCACCAUCUUGUUUAAAUACAACCCUGCUCAUUUAUACAGUGUAUACUGAAGCCAACUGGAGGGACCUUUUAAGAUACAUGGUACAGUCUGUUUAUUUCUAACUCUUUUAUAUGUUAUUUUGCUUCAGUGACAGUGUACUUCCCAUAACGACCAGAAUACAGUGGUAUCAGUCAGAUUUGUAGAUAACUUGUUAUUAAAACAUGGAUUAACAACU
Molecule: messenger RNA, 3847 nt
Organism: Oncorhynchus keta (chum salmon)
Lineage: Eukaryota; Metazoa; Chordata; Actinopteri; Salmoniformes; Salmonidae
Product: BMP/retinoic acid-inducible neural-specific protein 3
Exons: 9
Coding region: 990-3287 (765 amino acids)
Biological process (GO): positive regulation of neuron differentiation; negative regulation of mitotic cell cycle
Source: RefSeq, a predicted model, not a curated record